Anoplophora glabripennis (Asian longhorned beetle) is the source of this 1161-nucleotide messenger RNA. RefSeq lists its product as uncharacterized. The coding region runs from base 76 to 372 and encodes 98 amino acids. The transcript is spliced from 3 exons. The record is from RefSeq and is a predicted model, not a curated record. Lineage: Eukaryota; Metazoa; Arthropoda; Insecta; Coleoptera; Cerambycidae.
AUGGCAGUAAUCGUUUCCCAUUUGUGCUGGACGGAUCUUAUUUUGUUUUUAUAUCUCGUAAUUUCUCAUUAGAAGAUGCAAAAUAGUGAAGUUGAAGUGGAGUUCAUAAGCGGCAGUUUACCUCAUGAACACACCACUGAAAUGAUGAACACUAAAAGCCAAUAUGGAGUUCCUGAAAAUUACAAUCCUGCAGAUCAUCCCCCAGUGAAAAUGAGAAAUCAUAAUAAUUCAGACCAAAGUGAAACCCAAAGGAAAAGGAGGUCAAAGAACAGAUUGUCGAACAGAAGAAGUACAGGUUUCGUCUCGUCAGAUACAGUUGAAGAGGCUUCUAAGUUGGGACCAGAUGGAGAAUCAAACGGUCACAAAGUUUGACAUUUUUUGUUUUGGAAUGAAUUAAAUAUUUUACAAGAUUGUUGCUCUUUAAAGUCAAGAAGGUUACUGACAUUUCACAACUAUCUUUAAGGCUAAAUUUUAAUGAAAUGUGUGCAAGAGGUAAUAAGUACGGGGUAUGUCCACAAAGUAAGGGAACUAAUUUUUUUUUAAAAGGUUUAUCAAACACUAUUUUUCGACGUAGUCGUCUUCACCUCAAUACACUUUGUGAGCACAGGGAUGAGCUUUCUGUUAAAUCACACCGUCUUCUUCGUAGGGCUGGCGGAAUUCGAAGUAGCGACACUCAUUUCAACACGCCACUACAACAACAGUUCUCAACUGACUGAGACAAAUGAGCACGCGUUCUGCUCCCAACACCUUGGGCUUGAAUGCAGUUUUGUCAACUUUGUCGAAAACAAAAACCACAGGGUAUCAGAGUCUCAAUACUCUUACUUUGUGGAUAUGCUUCGUAGACAUACAAAACUUUUUGUACAUAACAUCUAGUGUAAGAUAGAGCACCUCAAGGAUUAUUUAGAAAUAUUGACUCACUACAAUAAGAAGCUUAUUUCAAGUUACCUGUAUUAUUAAGUGAGUGAAUGAAUAGGCUGAAUAUCAUAUUAAUUUAUUCCGACAUAAAUUUAUAUUUAUUUAAUUAUUAAGUAGAAAUGUAACAAUUAAUCCUUACUAAGAACAAAUUAGUUAAUACGUAUGUGUAAUUUUUGUUCCUUUACAAAGUGAUAAUAGAUUAUAUAACAAAUUAGGUAAUUACAAUAAAUUUAUAUUUUACAAUUA